CUGAGCGGGGGCUGGAACGGGCUCCUGAGGGGCUGAACGGGCUCCUGAGGCGCUGGGAGCACCGAGGGCAGCAGGCGGCUCCCGAGGGGCCGGGGGGGUUGUGGGGGUUCCGCACACCCCCAUUCCCACCGCCGCCCCCCGUCUCUCCGCAGGCCGUGAGCGGCGCCGGGGGCUCGGAGCGGCCGGCGGAGCGGCAGCGCCUUGUCCCUCCGGCAAGUUCCUCUGCGGCCCAGCCGAGACCCGCCGAGCCUCCCCACCUCAGGGUCCGGGACCCCGCUCCCCCUCAUCGCUCCGUUCCCGCCGUUACAGCCACAUAAAAUCGUGCGGAGGGCACAGACCCUCCCUGAAGGGGCUGAGCCGCCUUCCCGGGGGCAUAGGGGCUGUUGCCUGGGGGAGAAGCUUGGAUUUUCGGCUGGUGUUUGAGGGUGACGCUGUGUUCGCUCUGUCCCCCUCAGAUGGCAGCUCUGGGGCAGGGAGGUGUCCUGCAGGAGCUGGUGCUCGGAGCGGGGCAGCCCCCAGACCCUGGGCUCAGCGAGGAGCAGCGCCAGGCCCGGCAGGAGUGGGAGGCUCUGGAAGAGAUCCAGUCAGGCUUGGGGGGCACCUCAGGGGCGGCCCCCCCCCCGAUUUCCUUCAGCGAGGCGCUGCAGCACUUCCAGAGCGCGGAGCUCCCCGCCAGCCGGGGCAAGGUGCGGGCCCCGGGGCGCCGCGGGAUGCUGGCUGCCCUGCUCCGCUGCCUCCGCGGGCCGCCCCGGCUGCGCCCGCAGCUCCGCGGGGAGCAGGAGCUGGCGCUGGCCAUGGCACAGUGUGCUCUGGAUGACUCAGAGUGGGUGCACAUGCGGAUCCUGCAGACCAUCUACCGGCAGCUGACGUGCUCCAGGCUGGGCUGCCCGCGCUACGGGGCACACUGGGAGGAGCUGGGCUUCCAGGGUGUGGAUCCCGGGACUGACCUGCGUGGGACGGGAAUGCUGGGGCUGAUGCAGAUCCUCUUCUUUGUCCUGGAUUCCCGGACGCUGCCGCUGGCACGGGAGAUUUUCCAGCUCUCCCAGCAUGAAACCCAGAACUUUCCCUUCUGCAUCAUGUCCGUGAACAUCACCCGGAUCGUCAUCCAGGCGCUGCAGGAGGAGCGGCUCUCCCGGGAGUGCAACCGGCGGCAGCAGGUGAUCGGGGUGCUGAACGACCUGUACGCCGCCGCCUUCCUGCGCCUCUCCCGCCUCUGGGAGCAGCAGCACGGCACCGUGGCUGACGCCGGCUUCUUCCUCAAGGAGCUGGAAUUAUCCACCAAAAAGAAGCCGAAGCAGCUGCUGAAAUCCCUGGAAGCCUACCUGAGCCGUGGCCUUCAGCCUCCCUCCCUUCCCUCCUCUCAGAUCCACUUCACCAACAUCUGUGACCCUGGGGUGGAGCUGGAGGGAGAUUCCUGACUGGUCUGACACGGAGUGGGACACUGCACAGGGAAUUCUGCUGGUGGAUCAGCCCUUGGAGGGAGACACACCAGUGUUCCUCCUGGUUUGGGGGAGCAGGAAGGGCUGGGAGAGGUCAUGGAGAUGGGAUUUUGCCUGCUUCAGGUGGAAUUUUCUGGAAGCAAAGGAGGAGGAGGAGGUAGAGCAGGGGAUUCCAUGAGCCAGCCAGCCUGGUGCUGGGAUAGUCACUCUCCCCACCGCAAAUCUGGGUCCUUACCCUCCCCAGGUGGAGCUGGAAGGUGGUGCUGGGUUCCUGGAUCCCAUCCCAGCCUCAGCAGCGCCUGGAAUGGGAAUCCCCCCACUUUGGGGGGCUGUGUCAGAGCCCCCAGGGUCACUGUGGGCUGUCAGCACCCAAAAAAGUUACUAAAGGAGGGAGAUGAGGGAAAGAGAGUUUUGGAUUUGCCACUGGACUCUGUAUCUGGGGGCAGGAAAGGUGAACUGGGGUGCCCUGAGUCCACUUUGGGGUGAAAAAGGAGCUGUGGAGAGCUCCAAGGAGGAGGGGAAGGGUUAUUCCCUCUGGGAGCAGCUCGGGGCCAGUGCUUGGGAAUGCCAGGACCCUAAAAAUGGGGAAAAGCAGCCCCCAAAGCCCAAAUCUGGAGAGAAAUUAGGGGUUUGGAGAAGUAGGAGCUGGGGGAAGAAUGGAAUGUUGUGGCCCCAGCCCCCUUGAGAGGGCGAUGAUUCCUGGGGGCUGGGAAUGCUCCUGGAUGGAAAAAAAAAUAAAUAAAUUGGAGAAAAAGGA
This is a messenger RNA of Taeniopygia guttata (zebra finch), 2196 nucleotides long. Lineage: Eukaryota; Metazoa; Chordata; Aves; Passeriformes; Estrildidae. The record is from RefSeq and is a predicted model, not a curated record.